AUGCCCAAUUCCACUAUAAUGAUGGAGUUUCUUCUAAUGGGUUUUUCCGAUGUUUGGGAACUGCGAGUUUUACAUGCCCUUUCCUUCUUUCUGAUGUAUUUGGUGACAGUAGUAGGAAAUGCACUGAUUGUUACUGUCACCACCUUAGACAGGAAUCUCCACUCACCGAUGUACUUCUUCCUCAGGAACCUAUCUAUCUUGGAUGCAUGCUACAUUUCUGUAACGGUUCCAAACUCAUGCAUCAAUUCUAUGCUUGACAGUAGCACCAUCUCACUGGUCGGGUGUAUAGCACAAGUCUUCCUAGUGGUUUUCUUUGUAUAUGUCGAACUUAUGUUUCUCACGAUUAUGGCCCGUGAUCGCUAUGUGGCUAUCUGCCAGCCCCUGUACUACCCUGUGAUGAUGAGCCCGAAAAUCUGCCUUCAAAUGACACUGGCAUCUAUACUCAGUGGCCUCGUCUACGCAGCUGUGCACACCGGCAACACAUUUCGGCUGCCCUUCUGUCAGUCCAAUGUCAUUCAUCAGUUCUUCUGUGAUAUUCCUUCUCUGCUGAAGCUUUCUUGCUCUGACACCUUUAGCAACGAGAUGGUGGUUGUUGUCUCUGGUCUGGUGAUUGGUGGUGGUUGUUUCUUCUUCAUUAUCAGGUCUUACAUUCACAUAUUUUCUACUGUGCUCAAAUUUCCAAGAGGAGCAGACAGAUCAAAAGCGUUUUCGACCUGUGUUCCGCAUAUCCUUGUGGUGUCUAUCUUUCUUUCCUCAGGUUUUUAUGUAUAUCUGAGACCAUCCGCAAUCACUGCCACAAUCCAAGACAUGAUACUUUCUGUUUUCUACUCCAUAAUCCCCCCGCUCUUCAACCCCAUUAUCUAUAGUCUUAGAAAUGAACAAAUCAAAUGUGCCAUCAAGAGAAUUAUGAAGAAACUGUCUUAUUCAAGAAAUAUGUAA
Messenger RNA from Sorex araneus (European shrew), 939 nucleotides. Its product is annotated as olfactory receptor 14C36-like. The record is from RefSeq and is a predicted model, not a curated record. The transcript has a single exon. Gene Ontology annotation, biological process: G protein-coupled receptor signaling pathway. NCBI's taxonomy places the organism in Eukaryota, Metazoa, Chordata, Mammalia, Eulipotyphla, Soricidae. Gene Ontology annotation, molecular function: G protein-coupled receptor activity; olfactory receptor activity. Gene Ontology annotation, cellular component: membrane. Bases 1 to 939 code for a protein of 312 amino acids.